AGAAGAUUUUUUGUUAUCCUGCUCACCAUUCAACUCGUCAACAACAUUCAAUUGCAUUCUCAGUAGUAAUGCUUCUUGUUUGUCUUAGCUGUGGCCACCUAUACCACGUCCAAUGCCUGCAGCAGACUGUGGACUGUGGGUUGCCAUGUACUUCAGAGCAGCAGCAGCAGUGGAGUUGCUACAAGUGUUCUACCACUCACAGAGAAAGAGGUCCGCAGUACACCAUGCCAAAGAGUCACUGCACAUCCCUUGCACAGGCUCGAAUUUUAUCCAUGCAUUGUGAUGAAGCUCGUUGGAAGAAGGAAGGAAGACUGGACAUUCAACAAGAACAGUCCUGGGAUCAGCUGCAUUGUUUGUACAAAGGACCAUCGAGAUUGUCCAUCCUGGCAGAGCUCUCUCACCACCACCACAAUAAGAGAACAGGGAUUAUUUUUCAAGGUCAUCCAGCACAAGAGGGUUUCAGUCUUAAGCUAUCUCCUCCACCUGUUUUGGAAGAAUAGUACUGUGUAGAGUUUUAGUUCUUCUUGAGGAGCACGUUGCAGUUCUUUUCUUUUCAUCUUAAACGGGAUAAGUUGUAUGGAAGAUUCAGAGUGAUUGGAUGAUUGAUUGUUUAGUAUUGCUUUUAGUUUUCCUGCCCCAAUAUUAUCAGUAUUACUUGGAUCAGAAUA
Molecule: messenger RNA, 668 nt
Organism: Syngnathoides biaculeatus (alligator pipefish)
Lineage: Eukaryota; Metazoa; Chordata; Actinopteri; Syngnathiformes; Syngnathidae
Product: vacuolar protein sorting-associated protein 8 homolog
Exons: 4
Coding region: 69-500 (143 amino acids)
Source: RefSeq, a predicted model, not a curated record